GAUCAAACCUAAGCUGUCAACAAUGAGCUAAGCAUAUUCUCUAUUUCUUUUCUCUUUCUUCUCUUCCAAAGUUUCAUAUUCUUCAAGGCACCUACGAAGCAACACCCUUUAUUCUAGUUGUCUAUGAUUAUACAUCUCCUUUCUCUGGAGAUUGAACAAGAUGGACAUGAGCAGUAUCAGUUUUUUUCGACGCAAGAAGGGAGUUUUAGAUCUCAGUCGCAGUGGUUCAGAUUUAGGCCCAAAAAGCAGACAACUUGAUGUAGAUUAUACAGAAAAGUUAAAAGGAACAACAUCUUCUUCCGAUGUUAGUGCCACUACUAACGGUCUACGCAAGCUUUCAAUUCUGCAGAGGAAGAAAUCUGCAAAGCAGAAAUAUGGAUUCAUCCCUGAUAAUUUCUCAUCCCUUGACCAGGUUACAAAAGCCUUGAGAGAUGCUGGUUUAGAGUCUUCUAAUCUCAUCGUUGGAAUUGACUUCACCAAAAGCAAUGAGUGGUCAGGCAAGGUUUCGUUCAAUAGUCGAAGUCUACAUGCAAUUGGAGAUACAGAAAAUCCAUAUGAGAAGGCCAUCUCUGUAAUUGGAAAGACUUUGGCCCCCUUUGAUGAUGACAACUUAAUUCCAUGUUUCGGCUUUGGUGAUUCUACCACUCAUGAUCAAAAAGUGUUUAGUUUUCACGAUGAUAACUCUCCUUGCCAUGGUUUUGAGGAAGUCUUGGAUUGCUACAAAAAGAUUGUCCCAAACCUACGACUUUCUGGGCCGACUUCUUAUGGACCAGUAAUUGAUGCUGCAGUAGACAUUGUAGAAAACAGUGGUGGCCAAUUCCAUGUAUUGGUUAUUAUUGCAGAUGGCCAGGUCACAAGAAGUGUCAAUACAGACGAUGAAGAAUUGAGUUCACAAGAAGCGAGAACAAUAAACUCAAUCGUCGAUGCAAGUUCACAUGCACUGUCAAUUGUUCUUGUUGGUGUUGGUGAUGGACCUUGGGAAGACAUGAAGAAAUUUGAUGAUAAGAUUCCUUCUCGUGACUUUGACAACUUUCAGUUUGUUAACUUCACAGAUAUCAUGUCCAAGAAUAAAAGUCCAUCAGAGAAAGAAACCGACUUUGCUCUUGCUGCCCUAAUGGAGAUCCCCCUUCAGUACAAAGCAACCAUUGAACUUGGUAUACUUGGACAUAAAACUGGAAGGACAAGGAAAAUGGUUCCAUGCCCUCCUCCAUUGCCCUACAAUUCAAGACCCCGUGGACUAGACCGCGAACCCAGCAACAUCUCAUCACCCACCGUAGAUGAUCCUACCCAGGCAUGCCCAAUCUGUCUAACAAGGGCUAGGAACGUGGCCUUCGGAUGUGGACACAUGACUUGCGGCGAAUGUGGAUCGAAAGUAUCCGACUGUCCGAUUUGCCGCCAGAGGAUCACCAGCCGUCUGAGGCUGUUUGCUUGACGACUUUGUGUAGGUUGGUUGAAUUAGGCAUGGUAGUGUUUACCACGUUUGUGUUUGUAUAUAUAUAUAUAUAUAUGUGUGUGUGUGUUUUGUCUUUUUUUUUUUUUUUUUUUUUUAUGAUGCAUACGUCAUCUGUCAUGCGUCCCUAUGUUUUUAUGUAACUUUUAUUUUCCAUGUAACUUUAUUUUCCCUGGAGAUCUGUAAACUACUUUUCUCUUGAAUAGGGCAAAAACAAUUUCAGGAGCAGAAAUAAACAAUAGUAUAUGGUUUUGCAUUAGCAUAUAAUGUGGAAUAAUCAUCAACUCCCAGCAAAUUGAAGGAUGAACAUUUCAUAACAGUAGAGAAGAAGAAAAAGAAACAAUAUUAAGCAGUUAGAGCGUGGAUACCAGAAAUGUUCGAAAGGACUUGCCUAUAUGAGCUCUGGACUGUUGUGUUCAAGCAAAACACAGACGACAAUACGUAGCAUUUUGAAUUGGAAACUUUCCUCCUCAUCCAGAGAAAAAUAUUCAUGUCUUAUAAGACUUCUGGCUGCCGAUGUGAAUUUCGUAAGCCUUGUUGGUCUUCUGUUGAGUAUCAACUUUGCUGUUGUUUUGCUUUCAAAUAGGUUGAAUUCUCUGGUAAAGUUUCCUCGUCAAUGUUUCUCCCCUCACAGCAGCCACGUAUAAAUCAUUUGUGUCCUCUUUUCGCUGCAGCUCCCCAAGGUAUUCAGCCAGUCUUUCUUGGUUUACUCGUCAAAUCACCUGAUAAGCAAAUUCAAUAAGCAACAAUUCAAUUUAUUUUACAUAUUUGGGGAGACGAAUGCUUUGAAGAAAUAAACCCCAUAAGAGAAGGCUUAUGCAAAGGCCCCACCUUAGCACGUUUGCAAGUCUGCAAGUUAAUGGAAAUUCCUUGUCCAUUACAGUAAACGCCUUAAUUUGUGAAAAAAACAAAUUGAAAUAUCAAUU
Molecule: messenger RNA, 2376 nt
Organism: Rubroshorea leprosula
Lineage: Eukaryota; Viridiplantae; Streptophyta; Magnoliopsida; Malvales; Dipterocarpaceae
Source: the annotation of a GenBank genome assembly